Molecule: messenger RNA, 1341 nt
Organism: Mesorhabditis belari
Lineage: Eukaryota; Metazoa; Nematoda; Chromadorea; Rhabditida; Rhabditidae
Source: the annotation of a GenBank genome assembly
AUGUCUGACAUUGAGAUGGAUGAUAUCGACGAGGAUGUCGGUGAAGAGGGCGAAGAGACGAAAGAGGAGAAAAAACCAAAGGUGUAUGUUCCGGGAGUGAGUCGCGAGCUGAAAGAAGGAGAAGAGCUUGAAUUUGAUCCAGAUGCUUAUCAAGCUUUUCAUUCUUUCGAAACAACUUGGCCUUGUAUGUCUUUUUCAAUUUUGCGUGAUUCUCUGGGCGAUAAUCGUACCGACUUUCCUAUGCAGAUGUAUUUGGUUUCUGGUUCGCACGCGGAUAAGCCUAAAAACGCUGAGAUUAGUGUUAUUGGGUUAAAGAAUUUGACAGGAACAAAACAGGUAUCACAUUUCGACGAAGAGGAUGAAGAAAGUGACGGAAAUCAACCAAUCUUGCAUUCUGUCACUAUUCCUCAAAAUGGAAAUAUCAACCGAAUGAAAGCUGAACGUCUUGGUGAUGCAAAUGUUGUGGCACUCUGGAACGCUUUUGGCAAAGUUCAGUUGUGGAAUAUUACAGACGCGAUGAAAAUGAUCGAUGGAAUGACGGGAAAAUCGGCCAAUUCUACUUUGAGCAAUCAAAAACCACUGUUUUCAUACAGUGGGCACAAUCGAGAAGGUUUUGCUCUUUCGUGGAGUCGAGUUAAAACGGGAUCACUUGCUUCUGGAGGAGAAGAUAGGAACAUCUAUAAUUGGCAUCUUCAAGAGGGUGGUUCUUGGGUCGUCGAUCAUCGUCCAUACAAAGGCCAUAAGGGCUCAGUGGAAGACAUCGAGUGGAGCCCCACCGAAGAAGGUCUCUUGAUUUCUUGUGGCAGUGAUAAGACAAUUCGUCUCUGGGAUACCAGAAUAUCACCGACUGAAGCUUGUGUUUGUAUUGUUGAAAAUGCGCAUGACGACGAUGUGAAUGUUAUUUCUUGGAACCCAAGCCCAACCGAUCCGUUUAUUCUUUCGGGAGGGGAUGACUCUGCUUUGAAAAUUUGGAGCUUGCAAACGAUUCAGUAUGGUCGUCAUGUCGCUAAUUUCAAGUAUCACACCCGUCCAAUAACGUCCGUGGAAUGGCAUCCAAAUGAUUCCACGACCUUUAUGGCCUCAGCAGAAGAUGAUCAAGUUUCCAUUUGGGAUGUUGCCAUGGAGGCCGAUACAACGGAAGAUGUUGUCGAAGGAGUCCCACCCCAGUUGCUCUUUUUGCAUUGUGGUCAAAAAGAGGUGAAAGAAGUUCACUGGCAUCAGCAAUGUCCUGGAUUGGCUCUCACGACGGCUUUGUCUGGAUUUAAUACAACAUACCAAAUGAGGCUUGGCUGUUUGCGGUUUAUCUAUGGUGGGAAUAAAUCGGGCCCCGAGUAUCUACGA